Aureobasidium musti is the source of this 708-nucleotide messenger RNA. The record is from the annotation of a GenBank genome assembly. NCBI's taxonomy places the organism in Eukaryota, Fungi, Ascomycota, Dothideomycetes, Dothideales, Saccotheciaceae.
AUGUCGGACCCCAUCAUCGCAGGUAUUGCAAGACUUUCUCUCGCCAACGGCGAUGAUGACGACGACGAUGGAGGAGUUCGUCUGUCGCGCUCGUCCUCGCCUCGCCCUGAGACCCCACCUCUGGUGACUGCUCACGCUUCUGACUCUCAUGGCCAGCCCGAAAGGGCUGGCACUGCCUCUGAUGGCAGCUCCGCUGAUGUUCACUCAGCAGCCCUCAGUUCAGUCACUCCCGCUGCCAUCUCGUCCGUACCCAUGAGCCAUCAUGACAUGGCCGUUGCAUCUCUCACUCAUGCAGACAACGUCCAAUACACCGACGAAGUCAGAAACGCAAUCACGCGCGGCUUCUACCAUGUCCGUGACUGGAGAAGACUUCAGCCUGGCUGGACUCCCCGUGACAGCAACCUUGUGUGCACUCACACCGGUCUCGGCAGAGGCCGUGAUCGAGUGAUCGUCGAGCCUCCAACUUGUAUCUCGCACAGCCAGAUGUUCGGCAGAUUUGGAGUCCUUCUGUGCGAAGAUGGCCGUUCGUCAGAAUGCCGCCUCUGGCACCGCAACCUUCUCCACUGUCACCAAUGUAACACAUGGUACUGCCUUCCGUGUGCCAAGCUGCACCGGGACCCUAAAAAGGUCAACGCAAAACAGCGUCAGAGACCUUCCACAUUGAAGAGAAAGACAGCUCGCGCCGCCAAGUUCGGAGCAGCAGCCUGA